Messenger RNA from Acytostelium subglobosum LB1, 411 nucleotides. RefSeq lists its product as hypothetical. The record is from RefSeq and is a predicted model, not a curated record. The transcript is spliced from 3 exons. Bases 1 to 411 code for a protein of 136 amino acids. NCBI's taxonomy places the organism in Eukaryota, Evosea, Eumycetozoa, Acytosteliales, Acytosteliaceae.
AUGAACGCUCUUAGAAUUAUUAAACUCACAUUGUUGCUGUCACCAAUCCCAAUCGGAUUGUUCUUGAAGCAUAAAUUAAAUAUCUCUUUGGUCUUGGACCGUGACAAGAACAACCUGUUGCUCGUCGACAACUCUGUUGAGAAUGUAAAGUCUGGUGAUGAAGUUACUCUAAUUAACCCAAAGAGACCAAAUGAGAUCAUUGUUAGAACUGUUAUUGAGCAGGAUAACAACUCAUUCUUUUAUCCAACAAAUGGCGCUGUUGCUUACUUGCAGGACAAGUUGAAUUCAAAGACUUCAACUCCAUUCCCAAAGACUCUUAUCAAAGGAAAGGUCAUUGCAUCUCUCUACUGUUUGGGUCCAUUUUGUGAUGCCAGGUCCGAGUCGAGGCCAGUACCUCAGACCGACAACUGA